Planococcus citri (citrus mealybug) is the source of this 1991-nucleotide messenger RNA. It is a transcript of the gene eIF4A, whose product is annotated as eukaryotic translation initiation factor 4A. The coding region runs from base 296 to 1555 and encodes 419 amino acids. NCBI's taxonomy places the organism in Eukaryota, Metazoa, Arthropoda, Insecta, Hemiptera, Pseudococcidae. Gene Ontology annotation, molecular function: RNA helicase activity; RNA binding; ATP binding. The record is from RefSeq and is a predicted model, not a curated record. The transcript has 9 exons.
ACCACCGUGUUAUAGGUCUUUUUCUCAAGCCGUUUUCUCAGCUUGCCUUUCUCUUUACGUAGUGAAUAAUUGAGUAAAAUUUAUCGUUUAUUUUCAAGAAAAGUAGUUCCAUCUAUAUUUUCAAAAUUUCUCGUUAUUAAUCGAUUAUACGAUUAAAUUUUCUAUUUUGUCGCGAUUUCGAGUCAAAAUUACGGUGUUUUUUGUGUAAAAAUUCCGUUGUGAAGUAUAUUGAAAAAUAUAACAUUCGGUAGAAUUUGCAUGCCGCAGUUCUUUUCCCACUAAAACUCAAUUGAACAUGUCUUAUGAUAAAAGAAACGACGAGUGGAGUGAAUCGAAAAAUGGUCCACCAACCGACCGGGAGCAUUACGAUGGCCCUCCUGGAAUGGAAGUGGGUGGUAUCAUCCAAUCCAACUGGGAUGAGGCAGUGGAUAGCUUCGAUGAGAUGGAGCUCAAGCAAGAAUUGCUCCGAGGUAUCUACGCGUAUGGUUUCGAGAAACCUUCCGCUAUUCAACAGCGAGCGAUUAUUCCUUGUGUAAAAGGACACGAUGUAAUAGCUCAAGCUCAGUCGGGUACUGGAAAAACGGCUACGUUUUCGAUUUCAAUUUUGCAACAAAUUGAUCCUGCAUUGAACGAAUGCCAGGCUUUGAUCUUAGCGCCUACUCGGGAACUUGCGCAGCAAACCCAAAAGGUAGUUUUGGCUUUGGGCGAUUUCAUGGAAAAUUGCAAAUGUCACGCUUGUAUUGGUGGUACCAAUAUUCGCGAAGAUAUGCGUCGUCUCGAAGAAGGCGCCCAAGUGGUCGUAGGAACUCCUGGACGUGUCUAUGAUAUGAUUAUCCGUAAAUCUUUGAAAAUUGAUCACAUUAAAGUAUUCGUAUUGGACGAAGCUGACGAGAUGUUGUCUCGUGGAUUCAAAGAACAAAUUCACCAAGUGUUCCAACACUUACCUCAGGAUGUACAAGUUAUUUUGCUUUCCGCUACUAUGCCACAAGACGUACUAGAAGUCAGCAAACAAUUUAUGCGCAAUCCCGUACAAAUUUUAGUAAAGAAAGAAGAAUUAACCCUGGAAGGUAUUAAACAAUUUUACGUGUUUGUCGAGAAAGAAGAAUGGAAGCUAGAUACAUUGUGUGAUUUAUACGAUACCUUGAGUAUCACCCAGGCUGUAAUAUUUUGUAAUACUAGGCGUAAGGUCGAUUGGCUCACGGAUAGGAUGACGAAGAAUGACCAUACCGUAUCGUCUAUGCAUGGCGAUAUGGAUCAAAAAGAAAGAGAAAAAAUCAUGAAGCAUUUUAGAACAGGAUCAAGCCGUGUUCUAAUCACUACUGACUUGUUAGCUAGAGGAAUCGAUGUCCAACAAGUUUCGUUGGUUAUCAACUACGAUCUUCCCUCAAAUCGCGAAAAUUAUAUCCACAGAAUCGGACGUGGUGGUCGUUUUGGUCGUAAAGGUGUCGCAAUCAACUUCGUUACAACCGAAGAUAAACGUACGUUGAGUGAUAUUGAACAGUUCUACAACACUCACAUUGCGGAGAUGCCGAAAACUGUCGCCGACCUACUUUGAAAAGUACGAGCCAAUUUGUUUGUUGAAUUGUGCUGUCUGAAGCGAAAAAAGAAAACAAAAACUCUUGACUAUUUAUUUUGUUCGUGUCCUUUGAAUUUAAUAAAAUUAUUAAUUUAAAAUUGCGGUUAUAUUAAUUUGAUAUAUAAAUUACUAAAGAAAGAAAAAAAUAUAAAGUGAAGGGAAUUCAACUAAUACGCUUUCGAGUGCGUAAGUUCUGAUACGAUUUGCAUUAUAAAGCGCGUUUUCUUAUUCUACAAAUUUUUAUCUUACUAUAUAGAAGUUAUUAGUAAUUUUUAUUAUUUUUUUUUUUUCGUUAAUCGUACGAUUUAAAAAGAAAGUUUGUUUUCUUUGUAGAAAUACUAAAUAAAAAUCUGGUAUUUUAUAUUACUUUGUACUGUAAGGUAUUAUUAUAUUAUAUACUUUUUUAUUCAUUUUA